This is a messenger RNA of Symbiodinium natans, 2385 nucleotides long. The record is from the annotation of a GenBank genome assembly. NCBI's taxonomy places the organism in Eukaryota, Dinophyceae, Suessiales, Symbiodiniaceae.
AUGCAGAUGUUUCGUGCCCUUCUUUUCUGGAGCUUUGCAACAGGCGCUUGUGAAGAGGCAUUGGUCGCUUACACCUUCGCGGGACGUGGGAGUGCGGAUGCCAUCGGGUCUGUCCUGUCACGUGUUCUGGGCUUGAGCACAGGGGAAGUGGCCAAGGCCUUUGACCUCAGGCUCGUCACAAACUGCAGCCAAGCGCCACCCUCGGCAAGAACCCAGCUCUGCUUUGAGCUCAGCGAUGCGGAGGAUGGACGGGUCCGCAUCGCUGCAACCAGUGGCCCAGAGCUGGCCUACGGCACCAGUUGGUAUCUGCGAACACGCUGCAACAUGUCCUUCUCCUGGAACCGAACCGGUGGAAAUCAGGUUUCCCUCCCAAAGUCGUGGCCAGGAGUUGGCCAGAAGGUUACCAAAUACCGCAAGGUGCCUAUUAGCUACUUCAACAAUGUCGUCACGUUCAGCUACAGUUACACGUGGUACUCCUUCAAGGACUGGGAGGCAUGGCUCGACUGGGCUGUGCUAAAUGGGAUCAACCUGGUGAUCGCGUACACUGGCCAAGAGGAGGUCUAUCGCAAGACCUUCAAUGCCUUUGGAGUUAACGACUCGGAGUUUUCAUCCUGGAGCAACGGUGCAGCCUGGCUGGCCUGGAGCCGUGGCCAGUCCAUGCAUGGGAUCGGUUCCAGCUGUGGAGAUGGCUGCAUGCCCCUGCCCUUGUCUUGGAUGGCUGGGCAGUGGGAGCUUCAAAAGCAGAUCCUCGACCGCAGCCGAAGCUUGGGUUUGGUCUCCGUGCUGCCGACUUUUCAGGGGAAUGUCCCGCCCAUCUUCCGCGAGCUCUACCCGCAGGCGAACAUCAGCAAGACGGGGGCUGCCUGGUUGGACGACUUAGAUCCCCUGUUUGCCAAGAUCCAGCAGCAGUACAUGAAGAUCAUGAUCCAGGACUGGGGUACAGAUCACUGGUAUGAGACGGAUGGGUACUUCAACCAGAACCAGGGGCCUUGGGCCAGAACACUCCGAGGCCCAGAGGGACGAGAGGGACGGCCGUGGCGGCGUGCUGAAGACGUGCCGGUGGAUCCCGAUGCCUUCGCGCAUGCGAAGGCAGCCUACGAGUCCAUGAGCAAAGUGGAUCCGCGGGCUGUUUGGCUUUACCAGGGUUGGAUCUGGCGCGGCUGGGGAGAAGACAAGCUCCCCUUCAUGAAGGGCUUUGUGUCGGCGGUACCUCCCAAACACUUCGUCAUGCUGGACAUGUUCGACGAGGUCGACCCAGAAUGGAAUAAGUUCAACAACUUCGGCUACUUUGGCACCCCCUUCAUCUGGUCAGUUCUUCACAACUUCGGCGGCAAUACUGGAAUGUGGGGAAGCAUUUCUACUUUGAAUUCUGAGUUCCCAGACGCCUUGAAGCAUGCAGCCAGUGUGGCUGGGACGGGUGCAGCACCCGAAGGAAUCGAUCAGAAUCCCUUCUACUACAGCUUCCUCACUGAUCUCCCCUGGCGAGCUGGCCCCAUCGACCUGCAGCAGUGGGUGCAGACCUGGGCUCGUCAGCGCUACGGCCGCAGCUCUGCCGCUGCAGAGGAGGCAUGGCAGCUGCUGCUGGGGUCCGUCUAUGCCAACGAGACCAAUGCUCAGGCAAUCCGCAGUCGCGGUGGGUUUAUCGCUGAGAAGAACGCUGAUGGCCUCACCGCCCUGGCGCUUGGAGGAGGUCAGGCCACGCCCCACGAGAGCUGGUACAAGCUGUCAGAUGUGGUUCAAGCAUGGGGCAAGCUGAAUGAGGCUGCCAAAAGCGGCGUCACCGAGACGCUGCGCUACGACCUUGUAAACGCGGGCCGCGAGGUUCUGAGCAAGGUCUCCAACCGCUUCUUUGCCCAGAUGAUAAAUGCCACGGGACCCACCGAGGUCCAGUCGGCGGGCAACUCUCUACUCGCGGUUCUCGCAGAUGCGGAUCGCCUGCUCUGCGGUGACCGUGGCUUCCUUGCUAGCGCCCGCAUUCGGAGCGCGAAGUCCUGGGCUGCCGGCAACGCCACGCUGGAGCACUACCUGGAGCUGGCUGCCCGGAGCCUCACCACUGUGUGGACGCCGCAAGAGCCGAAGUCUAGCACCAUCACGGCGCUCUGCGACUAUGCCAAUCGCCAGUGGGCUGGCCAGGUCGGGGGCUUCUACACGCUGAGACACCAGUGCUACAUUCGGCAGGCGGUGGAGGAUCUGUCGGCAAAGAGGCAGGUCAACAAGACUGCGUUUGACGCGUGCGUUGCAGGGGUCAGCUACGAGUGGACCCACGACUUUGGGUCGGAAAAGUACCCUAUGUGCGAGGAGCCAACCAGUGAUGUGCUGGAUAUCAGCGUGGAGCUCUUCGCUAAGUAUGGCCGCCCUGAGCUGGAGGCGAGACUUUGGGUCUAA